UUCGGAACGUCGCCAGCGCUCUCGUUUUUCCUCACGUUGGCCACCCUGCGUCGGCUGAUGUCGAUAUGAGUAACACGACGGGACGACGCACGAGAUUGGUUAUGAGACCGAGGCUCAGGCCGCUCAGGAGAUUUUUCUAAAGAGCCGAAGCACCCUAAUUCCGAUUUAAUUGAGCGAUGGGGUCCACGAGGCGCAGUACGUCUUGUUGACGUUGUCCCUUCGCGGUUUAAAGCGAAUCGCUGAGACCACGCGGCGGACCUCGCGAUUGUUUUGCAGGGGCGACGCGUAAUUGGAUAAUCAGCGCGUGUAUAAACGGGAAAACAUUUCCAUCGACGUUUCACAACAAUCAUGGAGAGUAUGGAGACCGUUAAACAUUUGUGGAAUGUCAAUCAGUUCAUGACGCAGCUGAAGAGCCCAUUGGUUACGGAGUUACAGAUGUUUUACAUGCAAAAAUGUAAAAAUCUUAGCAACAGAGUAGAGCUGCCGCAGCAGAAUUUUGGGCCGUCAGUGGCGUGUUCGCAUUGUGGAUCACUUUGGAGGAAGGUGGAUCAUCAAGUUCGGAUAGUAAGUGGCAAAAGAAUGUCUAAAUCGGUGAAGAAGAUCGUGCGAAAUAUGAAUGAAAAUCCAGAUCAAAAGAUUCCAAGAGUUCGCGCAACUUUGGCGUCGAAAUCGAUAAAAAACGAGAUGAGUAGAUUGGUCAUCAAAUGUUCUGUCUGUUCCAAGAACACCGAAUUGCCAUUCAAGAAAAAGAGCCACUUAAAGCCAAACAAGUUGAAUAAUUCACAGACAGAGACACCGCAAAGUAACCGAAGUAACCGCAAGAGGAAAAAGAAGAAAUCUAAGGACAAGACCGCUGGUUUAAAUAUCUCAGGUUGCACGCCCGUAUCACAAUUGAACAAGAAAGAUUAUAGUAAAACACCUACAGCAUCGCCUGUAAUCACGCCUAAAACAAUACCAAGUGACAAGAGAUUGUCUACCCCCCAUAAGAAACCCAAGAAACUCAACAUAGAGCGAUUAAAACGUAUUAUGGAGAAUAAGACGACAGCACCUGCAAAAAGAAAGAACUUGCACAGUUUUCUGGCCGAGCUAUAUUGAAAAUAUAGGUAUUUAUAUGCAAUAUGUACAUAUUGUAAAUAUCCUUGCGGUGUACAAUGUACAAUAACAUUUUUAAAAUAUUUUUUAAUAAUAUUUUUUAAUAAAUGACUAAAACGAUAUGUGAGUUUAAUGAUUAGAAGUAUAAUUAAAAUUUUGGACUUGAAAAUUUAGAAUCAUGUCUCUGUCUCUAAAAUAUUAAGAUAUGGAGGGGGAUGUAUCGAUUUGUAAAACAAACAUUUUGCAUUAUUAAUACAGGGUUCUUGUUAGGCUUUUAAGCUAAUAAGCUGAGAAGCUUAUCUAAUUGUUUUCUAAUUGAAAAGUACUAUUAUUAAACCGCAGCUCAAAAUAUGAAUAUUAUAAGUAAUAUCUCAUUUAAAA
This is a messenger RNA of Temnothorax curvispinosus, 1473 nucleotides long. RefSeq lists its product as uncharacterized. NCBI's taxonomy places the organism in Eukaryota, Metazoa, Arthropoda, Insecta, Hymenoptera, Formicidae. The transcript is spliced from 2 exons. The coding region runs from base 349 to 1095 and encodes 248 amino acids. The record is from RefSeq and is a predicted model, not a curated record.